AUGGGGUUCUUGUCACCCCUCAUAUACGCCAAAGCAUCUUGGCCCAUGCCAACGAGAGGCAGCUUUAAUAUUGAAGACUUCAACUUUGACUCCGGGGAGAGAAUCGACUCCCUUAACAUCAGCUAUCAGACCAUCGGCGAGCUCAAAGUCAAUCCAGACGGAUCCAACAACGCAGUCGUUCUCCUCCAUGGCACUACAGGUUCCAGCGCCCAGUUCCUCGUCGAAGAGUUCGCUGGUGCCCUUUUCAACCCAGGCCAGCCUUUAGAUGCCAACGAGUACUUCAUCAUCAUGCGCGAUGCCAUCGGCCAUGGAAACUCAAGCAAGCCCAGCAAUACUGGCCUUCGCGCCUCUUUUCCGAAGUACCAGUAUCCCGACAUGAUCCGUGCGGACCAUCUUCUCAUGACUGAGCACUUCAAACUCAACCACACCCGUUUGACGCUUGGUGUCUCCAUGGGCGGCAUGCACACUUGGAUGAUGGGCGAAGAGUAUCCCGGCUUUUCGGAUGCCUUGAUGCCUAUUUCUUCCUCUCCAGUUGAGAUAGCUGGCCAUAACCGCCUGUUUCGAAAGUUCAUCACUGAGCUUAUCACCAUUGAUCCAGCCUGGAAAGGCGGGGACUAUGAGAAGCAACCAGCUGCUGGCCUUGGUGGUGCACUAAUGAUCCAGCUUGUGCUUCUUUCGUCACCUUCAUACUGGCAGCGAGCAUUCCCGACUCGUGAAGCCGUCGAUAAGUACGUCGACGAGCAUAUCAUCCCUCGCCUUGAAGAUUUUGAUGCCAAUGAUCAACUCUAUGCUUGGAACGCAUCUCAAACCUACAAUCCGAAAGCAGGUCUCAAGAAAAUCAGAGUUCCUUUGACUGCAGUCAAUACUGCCGAUGACUUACUGAACCCAAUUGAACUUGCGUUGUUGGAAGAUGGCGUUGUCAACGACAUGACACCUGGGUAUGGCCGUGCAGUCACCGUUCCUGCAAGCCAUGAGGCCACAGGACACGAUAACUACAUCAUGGCUGAUCUUUGGAAGAGUGAACUCGAGAAGCUUUUGGCUCGGUCGAGUGCGUAG
Fusarium mangiferae is the source of this 1056-nucleotide messenger RNA. RefSeq lists its product as uncharacterized. The transcript has a single exon. The record is from RefSeq and is a predicted model, not a curated record. Lineage: Eukaryota; Fungi; Ascomycota; Sordariomycetes; Hypocreales; Nectriaceae. Gene Ontology annotation, biological process: L-homoserine metabolic process. The coding region runs from base 1 to 1056 and encodes 351 amino acids. Gene Ontology annotation, molecular function: homoserine O-acetyltransferase activity.